Molecule: messenger RNA, 2295 nt
Organism: Zygotorulaspora mrakii
Lineage: Eukaryota; Fungi; Ascomycota; Saccharomycetes; Saccharomycetales; Saccharomycetaceae
Gene: SDA1
Product: Sda1p
Exons: 1
Coding region: 1-2295 (764 amino acids)
Biological process (GO): ribosomal large subunit biogenesis; ribosomal large subunit export from nucleus
Cellular component (GO): nucleolus
Source: RefSeq, a predicted model, not a curated record
AUGGCAAAGAGAAGCAGAGCAGCGAUUUUGCCAACGAACAUCAUUUUGCUACAAAAUUUGGUGAAACGUGAUCCAGAGUCCUAUUAUGAGGAAUUUUUACAACAAUAUGCACACUAUGAAUCAUUAAGGGAUAUAUUCAUGCUGAAUGGGAUAUCAAAUGCCGAAUCUUCAGUUGGAGGUCCAAAUCCAAGUGGAUCUUCCUCUGGCUCUAACAGCUCAACAAAUCAGCUUAUGGAGUUAAUUGGAUUUCUUGCACAGGUUUGUUCAUGUUAUCCCAAAGAGACUGCAAACUUUCCCAAUGAAUUGAAACAGCUAAUAUUAGAGCACCAUAAAUCUUUGCCGUUUGAAAUAAAGGAGAAAAUUGUAACAUCUUUGAUGAUGUUGAGGAAUAAAAAUGUAAUCUCAGCAGAACAAUUAAUUCAGACUAUGUUUCCUCUUUUGAUUGCCUACUCUGCUCAAGGUAAUGCACUUGGAGCAAACUCACACGCUCGUGAAUUGAGGCAGCUGAUAUACAAGAAUCUUAUCUCGUUAUUAAAAAGUUGCAAUUCGGGAACAAAGAAUCAAAAACUGAACAAAUCAACACAAGCAAUUUGUUUCAAUCUCUUAGAGCAGCCAGACUCUCAGGGUAUUUGGGCCGCAAAAUUAACAAGAGAACUUUGGAAACGUGGUAUUUGGGAUGAUUCAAGAACCGUUGAAAUUAUGACACAGGCAACCCUACACGCAGACGUGAAGAUUGCAAUUUCUGGUGUAAUGUUUUUCCUUGAUGCUGACAAAGAUCGAGAAGCCAACUUUGAGGACAACUCAGAAGAUGAAGAUGGAUUUGAUUUGAAUGCCCUGAAGCAUAAGAUGCAAGUCAAUAAAAAAACAGGUAGAAGAGGUAAGAAAUUAGAUAGUGCCAUCAAGACCUAUAAAAGGAAAAAUAAUUCAAAUAAUCAACCUGCAUUUUUGAAUUUCAGUGCUAUUCAUCUUUUAAGAGAUCCACAAGGAUUCUCGGAAAAACUAUUCCAACAACAUCUUUCCGGUAAAAGUAGUUCCAGGUUUGAUUUAGAUCAGAAAAUAUCUUUGAUGCAGUUGAUUUCAAGAAUGGUCGGUACACAUAAACUUUUGGUCUUAGGUCUUUACACAUUUUUUUUGAAGUAUUUGACACCAAAGCAAAGAGAUGUUACCAAGAUUAUGGCAGCAAGUGCACAAGCGUGUCAUGAUCUAGUUCCACCUGAAAACUUACACACGUUGGUUCGUAAAAUUGCGGAUGAAUUCGUUUCCGACGGUGUUGCUUCAGAGGUUGCUGCGGCUGGUUUGAAUACAAUCAGAGAAAUAUGUUCCCGUGCACCGCUAGCUAUUGAUGAAGUUCUAUUGCAAGAUUUAACGGAAUAUAAGGAUUCAAAAGCAAAGGGUGUUAAUAUGGCUGCAAAAUCUUUGGUUUCGCUUUACAGAGAAAUUGCUCCAGAAAUGUUAAAACGUAAACACCGUGGUAAAACGGCAGCCAUGGAAUUACAAGAGGCAAAGCGUGGUGGUAAGGAUAUUAAGAACAAAAGGCCACAAUUUGGUGUCGAGCGUGGUAACGUUGACGGUAUCGCGGGCAUUGAAUUGCUAGCCAAAUGGAAGAAGCAGCAGGAAAACGGAGAUUUGGAAGAAGAGGAUGAUGCUAACUGGCAGGUCGAAGAAGAAUCUGGUGGUGAUGAUGAAAUUGAAGGUGAGUGGGUUACUAUAGAAAGUGAUAAGGAAUACGAAGUGGAUCUAGAUGACAGUGACGAUGACGAAAAGACUCACAAGACCAAAGAGUCUUCCAAAAAUGACAGCGAUGGCGAAGCUAUCGAUGACGACGAUGGCGUGGAUACCAAUAUGGAAAAAGAAGCGGAUAACGAAAUGGACUCGGAAACUGCAUUCCGUGAGUUAGCCUCAAAGCGUAUUUUGACCCCUGCCGAUUUCGCGAAGUUGCAAGAACUAAGAGCUGAAGAAGGCGUCUCGAAAAUAAUGGGCGGAACCUCCGCUGGCAAGAUAAAUGAAGAAACCGUCGAUUCAGCAGCUUUAAUAGGCCCUGUCAAAUACAAGCAAACCCGUGAAGAGAGAAUUAAAUCGAUUGCUGAAGGUCGUGAAGGGCGUGAGAAAUUUAGUAGUCGACGCGGUAAACGUGAUGGCGUUCAUUCGACAACCAACAGAGAGAAGGCCAGAAAGAAGAAUUUUGUCAUGAUGAUCCACAAGAAAUCUGUACAAGGUAAACAAAAGAUGUCUUUGAGAGAUAGACAAAAAGUGCUUCGUGCGCACAUCACAAAGCAGAAAAAGAAGGGUUUUUAA